GAACGCGGUCGCAUCGUCGCUCGGCAGCGCCGCGACGCCCUCGAGGCGAACUAGACGUGAUACUCUGUGCUCGCCACUACUCGGACUUUUUGGCGUUUCUAACCUUGUCUUUGCGCUGGUGUGUUGCUCCCUUUGUUCAUACGUAUAACGUAGUGUCGUGCGUUAUCUUUUUUGCUCUACUUUCUUACAUACGUUGUUAGUUUGUGACCGUCAGUUCGAGGUGAAUCGUUCGAUUUGUGAGCAAGAAAAAGGAGAGUCCGCUGACGCGGAUUUUCGUCUUACGAAAAUGCAACAGAUUUAUACGUUCUACCGUGUUUAAUGCAGUGGCCUUUUCGAAGUUGCGAAGUUUAUGAAAAUUACGGUAGUCGGCAUCGAGGCGUUGCCAAGGUCACGAGGGAGGAGCUGAGGUCAUCGCUGCACCUAUGUUGUGCGGCGAACUCCUGAACGGUGGCUUCGUCAGUACCGGAGCGGUACCGGUGAUUCCCUACGGUCUCUUAGGAUUCUGGUUGCCGGGUUGUCUACGUGCUACCAGUCCCACUUCUCUCAACUCGUCUUAUCUGACCUUGUUGGCCGAACUUCUGGCCACGGGCCACCUGGAUCAUCGAAGCGAACUGAUGGACCUCGCGAAGAGGAGCCGUCAGGCUCCCACCAACGGGGCGGUCGACCUUGACCUCGACCUGCACGCCGACGACAUCGAUGAGAACGUCUUUCUCGAAAACGGUCUCCUCUCCUUUGAGAAUCCCAACUAUCACUUGGACCCAGCUCGCCUGGACGAUGCUUUGAACAGCAAUGAGAACGGCAGCUCUCUGUACGAUGAAUUGUAUCAGGAAUUGGUCGGAAACGGUGGCAGAAGCGGCGAAGUGACUGGCGGCGGCGGCGGUGGCGGCGGAGGCGGUGGUACGAGGGUGCAAGCCCGCAGAACGUAUGCCACAUUGGAUCUAGGCAGCAUGGGGGUUGACGUCACUCAAGGUCCACUCACACAGGAUUCUGUGACCGAGGACGCACCGGACAAUACCGACAACCAUAACCUAGGGUACCGCAGCGAGGGUGUUGCGGAGUCUGCUCUGGUCGACGACACCCUCAACGGAAAUCCUCGAUCUUCGUCGUCGUCUACCUCGAUUCUGCCUCCCGUUCAGUCAGCAUCCGCGGACACGGUCGACGCUGCGAAUCUAUCGGAUUCGAGAAAUUAUUGCGAGAAGGCGGAUAACGAAACGACAGAAAUGGGAGGCGUUCCACACGUGGAGGGUGGAUUGAACAGCGAGCUGUACGCGGUUCCUGUGAAGCGGAGGCAACCCAAGGAUCAAAAGAACAAUACCACUGUGCAGAACAAUACCCAGGAGAAGCCGGCGGAGGUGGAUACCACCGAUUCCGAGGAUAAAGAUGAGAAUCUGCCACCCGGAUGGCAGAAACACGAGGACGAGAAUGGACCGUAUUAUUGGCACGUUAAAAGUGGAAAUAUACAGAGAGAGCCUCCAGAGGCGCCGCCACAUUCCAAGAGGGAGUCGCGCAGAAGUCUUAUCAAAGACAACGACAGCAUAAAUAACUUUCACACUUUGAGCGGCAUGGUGAACACCGUCACCCGCAGUAACACGAGCUCGGCCCUGGAUCAGGAAUUAGAAAACAAGAGAAAAGUGGAGCUAGCUCUCAAACGAAGGAGCUAUCCCGCACGUGCGGACUCCGAGGGCAGGGACAAACCUAUCAGAUUCGCCGUACGCUCUCUUGGAUGGACAGAAAUCGCCGAAGAGGACCUGACGCCUGAAAGAAGCAGCAAGGCUGUCAACAAGUGUAUCGUAGACUUGUCGCUGGGUAGAAACGAUCUUCUCGAUGUGGUUGGGCGAUGGGGUGAUGGCAAAGAUCUGUUUAUGGAUCUGGACGAAGGAGCGCUGAAACUGAUAGACCCAGAGAAUCUUACCGUUCUCAACACACAGCCAAUUCACACGGUUAGGGUGUGGGGUGUUGGCAGAGAUCACUGCCGUGAAAGAGACUUUGCUUACGUGGCAAGAGACAGAUCGACCCGGAAGCACAUGUGCCAUGUGUUCCGUUGCGAUAUCCCGGCGCGCACGAUCGCGAACACGCUGCGCGAUAUUUGCAAGAAGAUCAUGAUCGAGCGGUCGCAACACCAAAAUCUCGCGAAACCAGUCGACAUCAAUGGACGAACAAGUUUGGCCACAAGACCGACUAAUCUACCCACAGAGCAUAGACGCUUCCAUAGAAACGGACAAGCACUAGUCACACAAUCGUUUCCAACACCGAUGGAGGAGCCAAAGAAAGUGUUGCGAGCACAAUAUCUCGGAUCCAUGCAGGUUUCUCAAGCAACUGGAAUGGAGGUUCUGAAUGACGCGAUAGAUCACAUUGUAACUAACACACCGAUCAACCAGUGGCGAAACGUGAACGUAGCAGUUGCACCCAGUAUGAUUUCCAUCCUUACACCGAACGAAGAGAAACUCAUCACCGAGUGCAGAGUACGUUAUUUGUCGUUCCUCGGCAUCGGUCGCAACGUGAAACAGUGCGCCUUUAUAAUGCACACCGCGCAAGAUCUUUUCAUCGCACACGUCUUCAAUUGCGAGCCUAGCAGCGGAGCCCUAUGCAAAACUAUCGAAGCUGCUUGCAAGCUGAGGUACCAGAAAUGCUUAGACGCACAUCCGCAAGGCUUUAGAAACGCUAGUAGCCUGAAUACUCCAAGUGGAAAGGGUCUUGGCGCUACCUUGAAAUCUCUGGUCGGUUCUUUGACUGGGCGUAGAAACAAGCAGGUUGAUACCUUCGCUCGUUCCUUCGCAGGAACUGUGGCCGCUGCCUGCUGAGCGAGAAGUGAUCAGACACAGACAUCUGCAGUCACCCCUGACCUUGAAGUACUUUAGCGGAUCGCCACCGAGCGCAUCCCUCAGGUCGCUUCUUUCGCCCUCUCUGGACAACAGGCGUAUUCAACUGGCCCGUUGGGAGAGCAAUCCUUAAGAGGAAUGUAGCUGCAGGUUAAGACGAUUCUCGACGAGGAAGAACGAAAGAAGAAAGAAAGGAAGAAAGAAUAAAGCAGAAGAUCGUAUUCUUACGUUAACGACUGAAUUGUGAAUUCUGCAAAGUGCUAUACUAAUUACCACAGCUAUAGUGGACUACGCUUACGUGUGUCGAUAUAAUGUUAUGUAUGUUACACGCAGUGUCUGACAAAAAGAAAAAAAUAAGAAAAGAUAAAAAAUAUAUCGUCGGAGAAAUAAGACGUGAACCUCGUGGAUUGGCGCCACGAAACUCGAGGUAGGAUUCUUCUCAAGGUCGAAAUGUCCAUCGAGUGAACGCUUGCAUGUUUCACUUGGAAUGACCUUCGAAGAAACGGAAACAGCGUUAUCACCGUUUAGGAUCCUUCGAUCGUGAUGCGAAAGCACGUUCAAGGAGUGAUGGUAUCCUGCAAGGUUUGCGACAGGAUAGAGAAAAUAUCUGUAUAUAUACGGGAUGGUAAUUUAUCGCGCUAAAUUUAGUAAAUUCGCUGGAUUUAAAGGAAGUCCAGAGGAAGAGUGAAAGGGGAACGAUGCGUGAGUGACGGAAUGACUGAAGUAGCGUCCUAGCGUAUCCACGAGGCAUUCGAAGAUUAAACGAAAAGACAAACAAGCUAUAGAGAGCUUAAAUGUAUAACAUACAUGUGUAUUCUCGGGUGUACAGAAGAAACGAGACGAGGAUGACCAGACCACACGAAAUAAAACACGUAAUACACGUAUUAUAUAGAAGAGACACGCAUAGAGAUACUCACGCGAUGGAAUACACGAGUACACAUAUGCAUAACAUAUGCAUGCGCAAAAACACAGACGCGCGUACAGAUACACGGACACUUAACACGUGCAGGUAAUAGGAAGUUUAUUUUUUAUGGCGAAUUAUAGAAAAUAAUUUUUUUGCACCUUUUUCAAACGAAGGUAAUACGACAAAUGCUAUAGCGCGACCCGUCCUUUAAAUCCACGGCAAAGAAAGAGACCGAGUCGAACUUACCAAGCUACGUACCGAUCUUGACACUCGCAAUAAUAUAUUAUCGUACGCACAAUCGUUGUGCAAUAACGCUAACGCCUACACAAAAACGAUUAACAACUCUAUUCUGUUGAAACGGUGUAACGAAUCGUUAUCGUCAAUCGUUGUUAUCGUUGUCGUCGUCGUCGUAACGCGCCUCGCUGAACAAAACUAAUUAUCGCUGAAUACCAUCAUGCGCCCAUGUGUUGCAAUGGCGUCGAAAAUUUUAACGAUAAUGAAGUUCCGUAUAAAGGAGGAAUAGAAGCAGAAGAAGAGAAACGAAAGAACAUUAACACCCAAGAAAUUGUCCAGGGAGCUUAUUCACCGCCACGACGUUCUGCGGAACAGCUCGAGCAUCGACGCUUUAACUCUUGCACGUGUGUGUCACGCGAUCACAGAGAGGAAUAAAUUAUAUUGCGUACACGUAUAUUAUCCGCAAACUCAUUAUUCGCACGUGCACAGCGUCGACUGCACCCUUUCACACGCGACGAACGUUCAAAGACACCGUACACUUGCAACCAACAGAGCGAGGAUAGCAUUCGUUCUGUUCGGUGUCGGUCAACGGAAAUCGUGGCACGUUUUAACGAACGUUGCAUCAACGCGCAUCGUAUUCCGCGAAUCAUUGCAGCUCGCGUGUUUACGCGUACGUGACCACACAAAUGCACGACAUCGGCGAUUCGAAAGUAAACUCGGAGCUUACCAAAUUGUACUCCUUACUAGCUAAACGAUCGUCGUUUGAAGUGCUCGCGAUGCCUAAUGUCAAUCAGUAGUUUAGAAAAAAAAAAACCGUGAAUAAUUAAUCCGUACGUGUAUCAUCGUGCGCCGUUUUCUCUUCGGUUCUCGUUUUCUAUCGAUAGCUUUAGGCAUUUUUCCAUACGCGCCGAAUUUUUGCAGCAAAUCGCAGCGAAUUGUACAGAGAACGAAGAAGAAGGUCUACUUCGCCCGAUCCUUGAUUAUUUUCGUACGAUAACCUCGCGAUUAGACACGUGACGAUGUCGCGAACCGACGUCUCAUCCACGUUGUUCCGGCUGUAAUCGAACACGACUAUGCCGAUUGACAACAAUGUGUCUAUCGACUAAAUUUUCUUCGCUCGUUCAGUCGCGCUUCUCACGUUUGACCGAAAGAAAAACGUUCCUAGCAAUCGCGGCAAUACUCUGGUUUGGUUCUCCGCGUGAUAAAAGAUCUCGCGACGGACAGGCGGAAAAGCGGCGUCAUGCAACGAUCCAGAAAAACAAGAACGAACCAGAGAAACAAGAUGAAACGGGACAAGGAGCGGCAAAAUUCACCGGUCGUUUACGUAACAACGCAUGUACUGUCAGCAAGAAAGCUACCGUGGCCAGCAGUAGGUCAACGUUAAUGUCCCGGAACAAAUCGUCCGAAGGGAAAACUGCUUCCUCGCGAGAGAACUAAAAAUCUCUCUGAUUCUCAAGGAAGAAAGCCGGUUUAUUUUCUUGCUUGCAGCACAUCCUCGUCGUCCUUCGAUGACGGUCACACGUCGUGGUAGCCAUCGUCAUUGCAAAAGAUACAAAGUUGUGCGGGACCCAGAACGAAGAGAGAUAUUUCUACAUAUGUAGCGUUUAAAUAAGAAGGGUGGCUGGCCAGAAUAGGAAAGAAAGUUGAGUGGAGCGAGCGUGAAUGUGUUAAAUGGUAAGAAAGAGGAAAGCGUGCAUGGUGUAGGCUGCUUGAUGAGGGAUUCUCAUGUGACAAUUAUACGUAGAUGAGGAUGUAACGAUUAGAGACAGAAUCGCGAAGAUGGUUUUCAUCCUUUGUACAUAAAAAUACAUGUGACGAGGAUCACCUGCCUUUUACUAUAAAGAAGAUGAGAAAUAAGAAGAGAAAUGAUGAGGAACGUAGCGAUAUUAUGAAAGAAAGAUGAAUAAUGCCGCGUGUGCGAAACGCCUCGUCUCAUGGCUGAAUGUUAUAUACAAUAUCUCGGAAGAGAAGGUCCUCGAAGGUCUACCAGCAUUGCAUCGCGGACCUUUUUGGAAAUUCCCUUUCGAUCUAUCCGCAGCUUCGAAUUUUCUUUCGCCUGUAUCUAUCUUGCGUUCCUUCCGUUAUCUGGUCACUCUCAAUCUCUACGCGGGUAGGUUUGAGAACCGUGUCACGAACAAUAACUAAAAGAAAGCCGCGCGACGAGGCCUCCCGUGCGACCCACGCUCCGGAAACUCGAUCAUCCACGUUUUAUAGGAAAGAACCAGCGAUGUUUCUUCUGCUAUUGAUAUAUCGUUGAUACGAUUUCUUGCUUUGAUAUACGAAUAUAUAUAUAAAUAUAUAUAUAUAUACAAAUAUAUAUACAUAUAUAUGGUUGUUGAAUUUACAUUAUCAUAAUGUUAGAUCGGGCGGACGAUCAAGAGUGGCACGAGAUAGCCUCGUGAGCGCGACGAGUGCGCAGAUAAUGUGGUAUGGAUGUAAAUAUAAUUAUUAUACAUUUGUGUAGAAAUGUAAGAGACUAAAGAGGAGAAGAGGAAAGGUCGAGGAGAAGUUCAGAAGUUAAGGACACCAUCGUUGCAUCUAUCGUCCGAGAGAUCACUUACGUCAAGUGAAAUGAAAAAUUGAAACCGACAUAUUAUUCAGACGUACACUUAACGAUACAUACAUGCAUACACGGACAUGCAACACACAGGCACACACAUUACACACGAAAGAGAGAACACACAUUACACACGUUCACAAAGUACGCGUAGCUUAACUGUCUCCUUAAUAUAGGUGUUGACACGCUGUCGAGAAAGGUAGGAGGAUAUCGUGAAAAGAGCGAAUACCGAAGAUACCAACCACGGGUUGAAAGAGGCGGAAAAAAAAAGAAAGAGGUGGAGGAGGGUAAAGGAGAAGGGAAGCCACUUGUAACUGACAUAGAAUAGUGCAAACCUAACUAUAUUUACUGUGACAUGUAAUAUCCUUAAUGAAAAAAAAAAAAUGCGAUCUACUUGAUAGGAGAGUUGUUCUGCACAAACACGAUGCUUCAUUGAUAAUUAUAGUGUCUCUCUCUCUCUCUCUCUUUCUCUAUCUUCAAAAAGUACGUACCUCUCUAUACCUUAUGGCAAUUUAAUGUAUCCAACACGAUAUUUUCGAUCGACAAUUCGUUUCGGCAAAUAGAGGGCGAACGCUUUUCUUCGCGUUCGUCCUCAUUACGGACGACUCUCGUCAUCGUUUACUCGAUUCGAGCUCAUCAUUGAAACGAAUCACGCGAAGAUACGCAUCAUCGAACGAUCAUUGUUAAUUCUAAUUGUAGUCACGGUCACUAUCGUCGCGUUAAUAUGGAGUACAAGUAUAGGGAAUUCACCGUCAUCGUCAUGUCGUCGUAGUUAGUGGGAAGUAUUCUAAAACGGAAGAAAAGGAAAUAUCGUUACCACCGACUAGUAAAAAUCAUGCAGAAGAAAACACAUGGAUAAGAGAAGAACGGGAAGGAAUUUUUAUAUGUACGUAUAAAAAUAUGUAUGUAUAUUCCCGCGUGACGAUCGGCUUUGAAACGUCGAGCGAUCGAUUAAACGUGUAACGUAGACGAUGAAGAACGAUCGACUUCUUUCGUCAACAUUACGAAAAAUCCCACGCGAUGCGACGCGAUCGUCGUUAUCCGAGUGGAAGCCAACGAGAUUCUAUUUGGAACAUUUAGACAAACCAAUUUCCGUUCUUUCGUUUAUCCCUGGAAUAGAAUCUUGCUGCGCGCGUGUAUCUUGAGACGAGAACAAGUUCUAAAAGCAACGAGGAGAGGAAAAAAUAAAAAUGAGAACACCGAGCGACGCGUUUCGUAAUAUUCGACGAGUCCACGUGUCGUUUUUACAGCGUACGAAAGGACAAAACACUUUGUAUGCACCCGCCCCCCUCCCCCAUUGUUCAUGCCCAUUUAUAUUGCGUAGAUGGACCGAUCGAUAAUUAUAAACGGACGUGAGAAUACUAUUAUAUAUAUACAUAUAUAUACAUAUUAUAUAUAUAAAUAUAUAUAUAUAUAAAAGCGACAGAAUGAAACUACUGUAACUACACCUGCCUCUUGUGAAUAAAUGCCUAUUUGUUUCUUUUCAA
Molecule: messenger RNA, 8001 nt
Organism: Bombus huntii
Lineage: Eukaryota; Metazoa; Arthropoda; Insecta; Hymenoptera; Apidae
Product: protein Fe65 homolog
Exons: 16
Coding region: 423-2801 (792 amino acids)
Biological process (GO): regulation of DNA-templated transcription
Cellular component (GO): cytoplasm; nucleus
Molecular function (GO): amyloid-beta binding; transcription factor binding
Source: RefSeq, a predicted model, not a curated record